Molecule: messenger RNA, 1273 nt
Organism: Scleropages formosus (Asian bonytongue)
Lineage: Eukaryota; Metazoa; Chordata; Actinopteri; Osteoglossiformes; Osteoglossidae
Product: bifunctional protein GlmU-like
Exons: 3
Coding region: 115-555 (146 amino acids)
Source: RefSeq, a predicted model, not a curated record
UCACGCAUGUAGAUCAGCCGCCGCUUUUGGCCGAGGUUCGAGCUUCGGAAGAACGGCUCAGUAUAUGUUUUUAAUUUAACGCUGAGGAUACACCGAGUGCGUAAUCUGUACGGUAUGGCAUGUGGAGCCUCCUCCCUGAGCAUCCACGCCUUACGUUUGGGUCCGGGGCAGGAGAUCCUCAGCUCCCUGCUUAGAGUUGUGGAUGAGAGGAGGCUUAGGGCCCCGUUCAUCCUCACUUGUGUGGGCAGCGUCACCAAGGCAACGCUCCGGCUGGCCAACGCCACCGCAGGAAACACCAAUGAGGUGAUUCACCUUCAAGGUCGGUUUGAGAUCGUCUCUCUGGUCGGAACCCUGAACAAGGAGGCCCACCUACACAUCUGCCUGGCAGACAAGGAGGGGAAGACAGUUGGUGGGCACGUCCUGGGCGACCUGGAGGUGUUCACAACGGCCGAAGUCGUUCUUGGUGAGGCCGAGAACCUGCAGUUCAGCCGAGAGAUGGACCACCGCACUGGCUUCCCGGAGCUCGUGGUGGCAUCCCGCCCAGAAGAGCCCUAGUCAGUCCCCCCCCCCAGGGCCAUCACAGCCCCUUUCCUCCCAGCCCCUGGCAAAAAAGUGAAUAAAUUGGACUGGUGCUCCGCUGCCUGCUUCUCCUUACUGAUCCUGCUACUUUGAUCCAGGCUGUUUGAUCAGUUCUUCCACGAGGAAAAGCAGGGGGAGGGAGAGCCUACAGAGCAACUUCUCAAAUGCGCUGUCACUGAUGUGUGCCUUUGCCAGCAGUCGAUUGUUUAAAAUGAAUUGUGUGUGUCUCGUCUGCUUAGAGUGGUAAUUUUCUUGGAUUUCUAGACAGAGAGAAAAAACUGUGGUGGGGCUGCCUAGUGUGUGUGUGUGUGUGUGUGUGUGUUUGUCUGCAGUGUAACAGUAGACACAAAACUAUAAGGUACUGAAAAUUUGCAAAAAAAAUUAAAAUUACAGUCACAUAUUUGCCCUUGGAAUAUGGAAUUAUGAAAACUCCAUUAUUUGUUCAACUGGCCAUCCAUUGCAGGAGCCUUUUGUGCUCAUUCCCUUUGUGUGUGUUUUUUCAGUCAUUUCACAUAAGUUAAACACUAUACAGCGAUUGCCAUGAUUAUUAAAGGUGGAAUUGUACAUGUAUUUCCUAUAAAAGUAUGAAUGAGUGAUGCAUGCUGAAACUCUAAUAUAUACAGCAAUGUGACAUUGCAGCCUGGUGUAAGUGGAAGAGCAUGUCUCAUUAACAACCCUUGAAAACAUGCUUUUU